Sceloporus undulatus (fence lizard) is the source of this 4741-nucleotide messenger RNA. It is a transcript of the gene CGNL1, whose product is annotated as cingulin like 1. NCBI's taxonomy places the organism in Eukaryota, Metazoa, Chordata, Lepidosauria, Squamata, Phrynosomatidae. The record is from RefSeq and is a predicted model, not a curated record. Bases 726 to 4601 code for a protein of 1291 amino acids. The transcript has 19 exons. Gene Ontology annotation, cellular component: myosin complex.
GGCCUUCCUGGGCUCCCCAGGGACCAAGGUCGGGGCAAGACAGGGCUGGCUCCCCCGUGGCCCUUGCCCCCUUUGCCCUGCCGCUGCCUUUCUUCUGGGCUCUGGGCUGGACUCCUUGCCCUGCUUGCUGUGCCUGGAGCUGCGGGCCAUUCCGGAAAGGCGAGUCCGGCGCCGGGUCCUCCCUGCCAGGCCCUUGGGGAUCCAGGGAGGCUGAAGGGCCCUCGUCGUUUAUGCGGGGGCCCCGAGGAAUCCUCUCCUGGGCAAGAGCUCCCGUUGGUUGCUGCCCGGAAAGGAUCCUCCAGCAGCAAGGCUAGCCCUACACUCUGCCAGGCGGCCAAAGGCUGGGAGAAAGAGUUGGCCUCCCGGCGCCACAGACAGAACGGACUCUGCCAGUGGAAAGGGGCAAGGAAGGAUGCAGGAGCAGCUGGCCCAGCCAGCCCUUGGACUGAGUGGCCAGAGCCAAGGGCUGGGGAGUUCGAGAUCGAGGGCACUCUUUUUACUCCCACAAAGAGUAGCUUUUGGAGGGUUUUCGGAGCUCUUGGGGCCCGGAUCGGGGUCACUUGAGAAGGUGAUGUGGCAUGGGCACCAUCGGAGGCUCCCCUUUGGCAAAAUCAACCAACCAACCAAGAUUGGGCCAUCCCUGCAGGUGAUGGGAGUUGCAGUUCGUCCUGGGCUGUGAUGGGACUUGCAACCCAGCACUUCUGGAGGGCUCCUAGCAUAAACCUAUGCGAAGGAUGGAGACAUACUUUGGCAGCUUUAGGUCUGUGCAGCGGCAAUAUGACAAUGGGGUCCACCUGAAGCUUGUGAACAACAAAGGCCCGGAGGCACAGAGCACAGCAAAUGCAAAGCCUGGGUCCUAUGGAGUCAGCAUUCGAGUCCAAGGGAUUGAUGGCCAUCCAUACAUUGUGCUCAACAAUACAGAAAGGUGCCAGUCUGAAAACCACUUGGUGACUGAAAAUAGCCAUGAGGUUGCAUCUCAGCCACUUCAUAGACCAGUGCCAGACUCUGAUUGUAGUCCUGAGAAGAAAACUGAGGAAAACAAACCCUUUUUGGGCAAUACAUCAACGAGCAUGUUUAAAAGCACACUGAAGCAGGCCAGUAUGGAUGAGGGAGAAAACAGUAACUUGCAUUUCAAAACUGGGAUCCCCAAGUUUUCUAGCCUCUUGAACUUCCAGAGGCAUCCAGAGCUCCUACAGCCCUAUGAUCCCCAAAAAAACAUCUUGAAUCUGGAAGGCUUUCAGUCUUCCUUGUCCAGUACAUCUGGGUCUCUUGAAGAGGAAGAGAAAACAGACAUUAAGACUUGGAGCUCACUGCUGAAGGUGGCACCACUGGAUAAAACUACCCUGCAGUUUGCAGAACUGGCAAAAUUAAAACCAAAAACAGUGGAUUUGACCAUGCCAGCACCAGAGGAAGAUCCGAGCAAGCAGGAAGGGGAAUGCCCCACUGUUGUUGAUGGCCUUAAUGGCAUGCCUGAGUCACUUUCGUCUGGUGGUGGAUCUCCGUAUGCUGUAAGCCCACCCACCUUCCAGGAAUUGAAGAAAUGUAGGCCUGACCUCCUUCCCUUCCGCAGGCAAGAUUCAGCAGGAUCUGUCUUGAAUGGUUCACGGCGGUCAUCAUCUUCAUCGACUACUCCGACAUCAGCAGCUUCCUUGUAUAAGUUCUUCCUAGAUGACCAGGAAUAUGCCAUCUACGCUGACAAUGUCAACCGGCAUGAAAACAGAAGAUACAUCCCAUUUUUGCCUGGGACCGGCCGUGAUAUUGACACUGGCUCCAUUCCUGCUGUUGAUCAGCUGAUUGAAAAGUUUGACCGGAAAGUUGGUUCCCACAGAAGAAGCCGACUGGGAAUGAGGAAUAGGAUCCACCCAGAUGACCGCAAGCGGUCAAAGAGUGUUGACAGUGCCUUACCUUGUGGCCUUAAGGUGACUUCUGAUGGAUCAGAAGGAUUUAGUAAAAGUUUGGAUCCAUCACCAGAGCUUAUAGUACGACCUGCAAAAGUGUGCCUUCAGAAACCGUUGUCUCCAGGCCAGAAGGCCACACCUACUGAGGAACAAGACACCCUUCGUUCGGUGGGGAAGCUCCAAGCCGCAGCAGCUGUGAGGGACUUCCCCAGCAGCCAUUUUAAUUCUUUACAGUAUUGUAAGGAAGGUAAAAAAACCACUGAUGAAAGCUUGGCUUUUAAGUCAUCCACACUUCCAGUCCUGAAGAAGAAAGCUGAAAACAAACUGGUGACUUCUACACUCUUGCUCCAAAACCGUAUCACAACACAGAAGAUUUCUGUGAAAACAUUUGGCCCAGCUUCAAAUGCUCAGGUGACACCUGAUUUGCUGAAGGGUCAACAGGAAUUGGCACAGCAAACCAAUGAGGAAACUGCUAAGCAGAUUCUCUACAACUAUCUCAAGGAGGGAAGUGGCGAGAAUGACGAUGCAACAAAGAGGAAGGUCAACUUGGUUUUUGAGAAGAUCCAGACUCUGAAGUCCAGAGCAGCUGGGAGCACUCAGGCUUCUGAUACUUCAGCUGAGGUCAAGGCCUUGGUGGAACAGAAGGAGCAGUUGGAGAAGGAGGUGUCUGAGCUAAGGAGGAAGCUGGAUUUGGAAAUCAGGAACCAGCAAAAUAUCUGUGAUGAAAGAGAUGCAACAAAAGUAGAAUUGUGUGAGUUUCAACAGAAGCUGGAGGAAAUCAUGGAAGAAAAGGACACCUACCAAAGGCAGCUGGAAGACAGUGAGAAGGACCUGAGGCAGAACCUAGAGGAGCUUUUUCAAGUUAAAAUGGAGAGAGAACAGCACCAAACAGAAAUCCGGGACUUGCAGGACCAGCUUUCUGAAAUGCAUGAUGAGCUAGAUUGUGCAAAGCACGUCGAAGAGGGUGAGAGGGAGCUUCUCAUCGAGGAGCUGAUGCAGCUGAAGCAGGAUCUCCAAGCCAUCCUGAUGGCCAAAGAACAGCAGGAGGAAGUUCUGAGGAAGCGAGAACGUGAACUGACUGCCUUGAAAGGAGCUUUGAAGGAAGAAGUGUCCACCCAUGACCAAGAGAUGGACCAGCUCAAGGAACAGCAUGACCAGGAGCUUGAGGCAUUAAGAAAGAACCUGGAGGAAGCCACAGAGAAAGUGGAUGCCUUGUUCAAUGAAAAGGUCAUGGCUGAAAAGAUGCAAAGGAGUGCAGAAUAUCAUGUGAUGGAAAUGAUUGAAGAAAACCAGCAACUGAAGGAAACUCUCACAGAGCUGGGGAAUCAAAAGAAACAACUCCAACAGGAGCUUGAGAAUUUGAGGGGAGAAAGAGACAAAAUGGAAGAAAGGCUAAACAGUUACGAGAAAAAGCAGCAGCACUUGGAAGAGGCUCUGGCGCGAGCAAAAGAAGAGAUGCAGGAGCUUCAGUUGACCAGAAGUUCUUUGGAAGCCCAGCUGGCAGAUGAACAGAAGAACAUCAGUCAGCUGAGCCAGGAGCAGCAACAGUUAACUGACAGGUUGAAAGAUGAAGCCAACCAGAAGGAUCAGUUAAAGAGAAUGAAGAGUGAACUGGAGAAUGAGCGGUGGCAACUGGACAAGACUAUUGAGAAGUUACACAAGGAGAUGGCAGAAAUCAUAGAGGUUUCGCGGGCAUCAACCCUGGAGCUCCAGAACCAGCUUGAUGACUACAAAGAGAAAAAUCGUCACGAACUUGUUGAAACGCAGAGGCAGCUGAAAGACAAAAACCUGGAGUUAGAAAAGGCACAUCUGGCAACUCUCAAAUUGCAGGAUGAGGUGCGUUUUAUGGGGGAGGAAUUACGGGAUCAUCAAAGAGCCCAAGAUGAAGCUAUUACCAAAACUCAGCUUUUGGAACAGACUGUGAAAGCCCUGGAAUAUGAACUGGAAGCCAAAAACCACUUGAAAGAAGAUCGGGCAAGACAAGCCAAGAUAAUGGAGGACAAAAUAACACAACUGGAACUUGAGCUUGAAGAGGAACGGAAUAAUUCGGAUAUCUUGUCUGAAAGGAUAAGCCGGUGCAGAGAGCAGAUUGAACAAAUGAGAAGUGAACUACUUCAGGAAAGGUCUGUGCGGCAAGAUCUUGAGUGUGACAAGAUUUCUCUAGACAGACAGAACAAAGACUUGAAAAGUCGGAUCCUGCAUCUGGAGGGUUCUUACAGGUCCAGCAAAGAAGGGCUUCUUGUCCAGAUGGAAACCAGGAUUGUGGAGCUGGAGGAGCGACUAGAGAACGAAGAGAGGGAUCGUGCUAACCUCCAACUCAGCAACCGUCGGCUUGAAAGGAAAGUUAAAGAGCUCAUGAUGCAGGUUGAUGAUGAGCAUCUCUCACUGACAGACCAAAAGGACCAGCUGAGUUUGCGUUUGAAAGCGAUGAAACGCCAAGUGGAGGAAGCAGAAGAAGAAAUAGACAGACUUGAAAGCAACAAGAAGAAGCUUCAGCGGGAGCUGGAAGAGCAAGUUGACUUGAAUGACCAACUACAAGGGCAGCUGAGUGCAAUCAAACAGGAACUCAGACGGAAAAAGACCUCCAGUAAAAUGCUGAGUGAUCUUGAUGAUGAAGACGAUGACUUCAGCACUGAUGGGGAGAGCCUCUAUGAAGCACCUUCUGGAUUUAAAUUCUUAAAGGAUGAUGAGAUCAAAAGCUAAAGAGGAAGUCAGCUGCAGAUGUUGUGCCUUAACAGCUGAAAAUUCCAAUGGAUGCAUGACUAUUAGUGCUGAGUGAACUUCCAAAAUGCACAAUUUUACGAGAUUUAGAUAUUUGAGAAAUAAACAUCCUAAUAUGCAAA